This is a messenger RNA of Corythoichthys intestinalis (scribbled pipefish), 8041 nucleotides long. RefSeq names its product polymerase (DNA directed), theta (gene polq). Lineage: Eukaryota; Metazoa; Chordata; Actinopteri; Syngnathiformes; Syngnathidae. Gene Ontology annotation, molecular function: DNA-directed DNA polymerase activity; DNA binding; ATP binding. The record is from RefSeq and is a predicted model, not a curated record. Gene Ontology annotation, biological process: DNA-templated DNA replication; double-strand break repair via alternative nonhomologous end joining. Bases 242 to 7891 code for a protein of 2549 amino acids. The transcript has 35 exons.
UCCCGGACAUUUAUCUGUGAAGCACCGAAAGUCCUUGCGGCGGAAAUUUUGAUUUCGUAGUUAAAUGUAAACAGUGUGAAUAUUUUCGCACACAAACAAUAACAUUUCAUAAUUGCUGUUAUUUUAGUCAGUUAUUUUCCACCACCGUUCAAAAAGAGUUUAUAAACCGACGACAAGCAACAAACCGAUGUCAUGUUAAGUAACGGCAACCUACAUAGACGUUUGUCAAAAUUAGCACAACAUGAGUGCCCCUGGUCCUCUGAAGAGAAAAUCUUACAUGGGACAGCACAAGAUAAAAAAGAAAAAGAGUGAUGAGCCCAUUCCCAGUGACAGUGAAAAUUUUCCAAAGACAACUCAUUAUUUGUCUGACAGACAUGCCACAACGGAUGUUAAGCUUGGCGAGUCCACGCUAGCUCUUGAUGAAGAAAUUUUCAACAUAAUUCAUGUCAUUGACCCUGGGAAUAAUGCAUCAAAUGUUAAUGGUGGUGAGCAGAAGAAGGGAUGUGCAUCAACAAGCGUUGAACCUCGCAGCAUCCAAGAGAAUGCAAUCAAACAAGAUUGCAAGAAAUCAUCAAGGAGAACCAACUGCAAAGAUCUCGCUCAGCGGCUUCUUUUCAGUGAGGACUCGACAGAGGAAUCACAGCAGCGUCAGGAGAGCAGCGAUUACGCACGAACUUCUGCAUGCAAAGAAACAAAAAAGAGUGGUCAACAGGCCAAAAAUUCCACUUCGAAGAAGCUUUCUUGUAACCAAGCCAAAAGCAGACAUGGGGAUAUGAAUGCAGGUCCUUCUCAUGAUAUUUCCAAGGAGUACAUUUUGUUCAGUCCCACACAUGUAGCUGCUGCUGUGAAGAGGUCCAAACUGCAACAAUCACCACAAAAUCAAUCUGCCUCUGUGCUGACAGUUCCGAGUGGUUUACAGCUCUGUACUCUCAGUGACAGCUUACCUCAGCCAGGCUUUGCCUUGUGUGCUCCUGACACACAAUCUGACAAGCUUCUGCUAUCCAAUUGGGGUUUGCCCAAUCCAGUCUUGAAGUGUUAUCAUAAACAUAGAGUAACACGCAUGUUUGAAUGGCAGGCUCAGUGCCUGAGUCUUGGCAAGGUUCUGCAGGGAGGUAACUUGGUCUACUCUGCUCCAACUAGUGCUGGAAAGACUCUUGUGUCCGAGUUACUGAUGCUGAAACGCGUGUUGGAGACGAAAAGAAAAGCUCUCUUUAUUUUACCGUUUGUCUCUGUGGCCAAAGAGAAGAUGCAAUACCUCCAGAGCGUGUUUGCUGAGGCUGGAGUACGUGUGGAUGGCUUCAUGGGAAACACAUCAGCUUCUGGUGGCUUUACUGCUGUGGAUGUAGCUGUUUGCACCAUAGAGAAGGCCAACUCUAUCAUUAACAGACUAAUAGAGGAAGACAGCAUGGGUCUAUUAGGUAUGGUUGUGGUGGAUGAGUUGCACAUGGUUGGAGACUCUGGAAGAGGAUAUCUACUUGAACUUCUCUUGACCAAAAUUCGCUACAUUGCACAGAAGCGUAAUACUACGGGGUCUCUUUCCGAGGGGGUGCAGAUAGUAGGUAUGAGUGCCACUUUGCCCAACUUGACCCUCCUGGCCGAGUGGUUAGGUGCAGAGCUUUACCAGACGGACUACAGACCCGUACCCUUGCAGGAGCAUCUUAAGUUGGGCUGCAACAUCUACGACAAGAGCCUCUCUGUGGUUCGACAAUUCACUCCAGCACUCCUAAUAAAGGGUGAUGACGAGCACAUAGUCAGUUUGUGUUAUGAGACGGUGCGGGAUGGCCAAUCUGUGUUGCUGUUCUGCCCUUCCAAGAACUGGUGUGAGAAAUUGACCGAUAGUAUCGCCAGAGAGUUUUACAACUUGAGACAUACACAAUGUGAGGACGAAUCACAACUCCAACCAGUGUGCUUGGAUAACGAGGGACUAGUGGACGUCAUAGCCCAGUUGAGUCGGACUCCAGCAGGUUUGGAUCCCAUUCUGAAGCGCGCUGUGCCCUGGGGGGUGGCCUUCCACCACGCUGGUCUGACAUUUGACGAACGUGAUGUGCUGGAGGGAGCCUUUCGUAAUGGCAUGAUAAGGGUCUUGGCUGCCACCUCCACCCUUUCGUCAGGGGUCAAUCUCCCUGCCCGCAGGGUCAUUAUUCGAACCCCGACCUUCAAUGGACACUUGCUGGACCAGCUCACAUACAAACAAAUGGCUGGACGAGCAGGGAGAAAAGGAGUGGACACCAUAGGUGAGAGUGUGCUGGUGUGUAAGGAGGCAGAGCGUCAGAAAGGUGUUAGCCUCCUCACAGGUACUCUUCAGCCAAUCAAGAGCUGCUUGUUGAGGGAGAAAGGAGAAGGCAUCACCACUAGCAUGCUGCGAGCCAUUCUGGAGAUCAUUGUGGGAGGAGUAGCCAGCACUCCACAGGAUGUGAGAUUGUACGCCUCAUGCUCACUUCUGGCUGCCAGCAAAGAGAAGUCAACAGAAAACAGCAACAAAGGGGCAAUUGAGGCCUGUGUUGAAUGGUUGAUGGAAAACGAAUUCAUCAGUGUUCAAAAAGUUGGAGAAAAGGAGGAAUACUGUCCCACUCAACUUGGUGCUGCCACACUGUCAUCCUCCCUUUCGCCCACCGAGGCACUGGGUAUAUUUGCAGACCUCCAGCGGGCUAUGAAGGGCUUUGUGCUAGAAAAUGACCUGCACGUUCUUUAUCUGAUCACUCCAUUGUAUGCAGAGUGGACUACAAUAGAUUGGUACCAGUUCUUCUGUCUGUGGGAACAGCUGUCCUCAUCGAUGAAGAGAGUAGCUGAGUUGGUAGGCGUCCAGGAGAGUUUCCUGGCUCGCUCAGUCGGAGGAAAACUUGUUGCCAAGACAGAGAAGCAGUGUCGGCAAAUGGCAAUUCAUAAAAGGUUCUUUACCACUCUAGUACUGCAGGAUCUGGUUAAAGAAGUACCUUUGGGAGUUGUAGCGUCCAAAUACAAUUGCAAUCGUGGUCAGUUGCAGUCCCUCCAACAGUCUGCUGCCACAUAUGCAGGUAUGGUGACAGUGUUCUGCAAGCGUCUGGGCUGGGGCAACAUGGAGUUGCUGUUAUCGCAAUACCAAACUAUGCUGAGCUUCGGUGUCCAGCGUGAGCUUGUGGAUUUGGUAAGGGUUUCCCUUCUGACUGCAACAAGGGCCCGUGCGCUUUAUGCACAAGGCCUGUGCACUGUUGCUGAACUGGCCAGGGCUUCAGUAACUGAUGUGGAGAAAGCUCUGAGGAAUGCUGUCCCAUUUAAGAGCUCUAAGCGUGCAGUGGAUGAGAGCGAAGUGGAGGCUGCAGAGCGCCGGAAUCUCCGUUGCGUGUGGGUAAGCGGUGGGCGGGCUCUGACCGAGCAAGAAGCGGCCAGUGUGAUUGUUUCGGAAGCAAAGCAGCUUCUCCAGGCAGACUUGGCUCAGCUCGGCAUUCAGUGGGAUCCAGCAACGCUCCCAUCUGAUGCUUCUGCUGUCCAUUCCUCACAAGAAGCUCAGAACAAUGGUGAUAAUGGUCAACAAAAGGAAAAUCCUAAAACAUAUUUUGGGAAAUGCAAAUCUGACACCACAGAUAUCAAGACAAAAUUAGAGGAGAUGAAUAAUGACUUAAGUGCAAGGCAAUCAGGCCCAAAAAUGUCUGUGCAUAGUGUGACAGGAGGACAGAAUGAACAGAUUAACGGAUCCAAAACUGGUGAAACGGAAAAGAAAGAUAAGAUAGAAAACAACAAUCUGACAAACCAGGAGGUGAAAACAUUAGCACCAGAAGGAACCAAAUGUCAAGUUUCAACUUUAAAGUUAACACAUCCUUCUUGUGGUCCAGUAAAGAGUCUAACACAAGAAUUGGCUGAGCUUGUGUCCAGCCCAAUGUUUCAACUUCAACAACCUCCUGAACCAGCUCUCCCCCUUAUACCCCUUCCUCAGUUGAGAGCUCCAAGUUCCAGGUUAGGAGAUCACCCAAGCGUUAGCGUGAAGACAUCAGACGUUGAUGACGCCACAAGGCUUGGUUUAUCACCUGCACAGCCUGGAAAACUAAAGCAUUCAAGGAUACUAAAGAAAGUCCUUCAAUCCAUACAAACUGACAAAAGGCCACAAGAGUCAGUCGGACUGACUUCACAUCCUUUAAACGUUGCUGAGGUUGCUUGCCUUGCUCAAGAUACUCAAACCAGAUUUCCUCUGGAUCACCAAGUUGAAAUGUCAGACUCCUCUCACGUUGCUGUCACGCUAGUAAUCUCGCCUGACACCAAGCGAAGAAGGGUGGAGGCUGCAGAGGUGGAUGUGUUUUCAUCUCCUGAUCUCUAUGCAGGCGAUCAAAAUGAAGAAGCUCAACAAAAGGUCAAGCAGGGAGAAGAGACAUUUGGUGACAGCUUUGAAUUGGACACACAGACUGAACGGAUAAUUGUCCAACCAGAAUCGGAACACAGUGACGGAAAUGUUAAACAUCUGCAGGAUUUGAAUAUUAAAGAUCAUAUACAUGGGACGGUGUUAGAAACUGGUUUGGAGCAGGAAGUCAAAGACGAAGGAAAUGCCAGACUUGAAGCCCCCCUUUUCAAUAUUUCUCUGACAGACAGCCAGAUGGAGCUCAUCCUUGACACUAGUCAUCAGAAUGACAGUAACAGCAAAGCUGUUGCUCCUGCUGUGGAGGAUCCAAACGGAAGCAGCAGCUUCUUGUUCGAAAGCCUUUAUGACAAGUCUCCAAGCCUAAAACAAACGGACCAGAUUGGAUUAGCCUACGAGGAACAGGUCACCCCACAGGCAACAAGCAUUCACCCUCGGCUGUCCAACCAAGAGAGACGUCGUAGCGAACUCCUUGUCAACCAGGAAGUGGAGAAGCAUGAAGCAAUCCAGUGGGGAGAGUCUUCUUUCAAUCUCUCUGAGUGGGGAGACUCUUUGCUGGUGAGUGAGCCUUUUCUGGACAGGCAGGAAGCCAGCCACUUGGAAGAUCAGGAUCUCCCUGAGGAGCAACUUACAUCUGCACAAAUUGAGCCAGUAUCUCUACUACCUGGAGAGAAACAGGCAACGUUGCCUGCAGAUUGUAACAAGAAAGUACAGGAAGGUGGUCUUGUCUCAGAUAACACCAUUUCAAAACAAUUACAUGCCGAUGCUGCGCCUGAGAGCAACUUUUAUUGCAGUCCUGGUAUUCAGGAGAUAUUCGAUUGCUGGCCAACGAUGUCUGAACAGCCUGUGCAAAACUCUACAUUACGCCUCAAGCAAAUUCCUCCUUCAUACCGUGCAGAGAUUUUGCAAAAAUCUCCUCCGUUGAUUCAAGUGAUGAGAAAAUGCCAAAAGCAGGACAGUGUGGACUCUGAAUCAGAUUCUUUUCAGCCACAACCAAUUGUAGAGCCAACACAGAGACCAGGUUCUGCUGGAGAUUUGAUACCCCCCACCCAGGAGACACCUCCUGUGACACCAAGAAUCAUACUAACAACUACAUCAAUCCACUUGCCUCUCAACGUCCCACCGGCCAAUCAGUCGACCCCCACCGGCACCCUGCCUGUGAAACCUUCUAAAUGCUCCACCAGUGACCUGCCAGAAGAUUUUUCUGACCCUCAAAAUACUAUGUGUAAAUUGAAGCAGCACACCAAUGUAACACACCGACGCCAGUCUCCAACGGAUCAAAGGCAAAAUCCUUCUCCUGAUCGCCCCCUGCUUCACUCUUCCUCUUUGAACAUGUCGCCUGGCUACGAGGGCUUUUCUCUUCAGCUUUCUCAAGAUGCCUCCCUCACUUCAAGCAACUCGAGCGCAUUCUCCAUCAUCGAUGUUUCAAGUGACAAGCGCCUAUUCGAAACGUUUAUCAAGGAGUGGAAAACUAAAGAACGCUUUUCACUAGCUUUGGCCUUUGAAAGUGUCGAACACCACCAGGAGCCAGAAGAGGAAAUGGGAGGGAAACAUAGGAGAGCACACCAGAAGCUCCAUACUGCUGAUGGUUUUCCGGUAAGAGGCAGUGAUGGACUGAUGCUGAUUGGACUGUCUGUCUGUUGGGGAGCAAGAGAUGCCUUCUACAUAUCCUUUCAGCAAAAGCAGAGCAAAGGUUUGAGUUUAAGCCUUGCCCCUCCGGAUCUGGACAACAGUUUGCCAGUAGUCAAGAGGCUUGAGCACGUGAAGGCCUGUCUCAGCCAACCGUCAGUUGGCACAGUUAUCACGUAUGACAUCAUCCAGGUGUACAGGAAGCUGGUGUUGAGCUGUGGCAUCAGCUUGGAAGGAAAUUGUGAAGACCCCAAGGUGGCGUGUUGGCUGGUUGACCCUGGCGCCCAAGAGAGGACACUGGCCAAUAUGAUCACAGUCUACUGUCCAGAAGACCUCCCUCUUUUGGAUGGACUUGGCAACGCACAUGUACACUGUCCUCGCCUGAGGGCAACGACCACAAGUGUGCUAGUUUACGCCGUCAUGAGCCAUCUCACCAAGCUACUUGACAAAGAUGGCAUGCUCGAGUCAUUUAGGAGCGUGGAGAUGCCCUCACAAGUGUGUCUGGCAUUGCUGGAACUCAACGGAAUUGGCUUCAGCGUGGAGGAAUGUGAGAGACAAAAGCACGUGAUGCAAGCCAAACUGGCAGCGCUGGAAUCACAAGCGUACGAGCUAGCGGGGCACAGUUUCUCCCUGACAAGCAUUGACGAUAUAGCACAGGUUUUGUUCUUAGAGCUACAUCUACCUCCAAACGGUGACGUGGGGGCGUCAAAAAGCAAGAAGACCCUCGGAUACACCCGCAGAGGUGGGGGCAAAGUUCGACUCGGGAAGCAGUUCAGCACAACCAAGGAUGUUCUAGAGAAGCUCCGUCCUCUGCAUCCGCUUCCUGGCAUCAUACUGGAGUGGAGAAGGAUCACCAACGCUUUGACUAAAGUGGUGUUCCCAUUGCAAAGAGAGAAGCAGUACCACAUUACACUGGACAUGGAUAGAAUUUACCCCAUCGCCCAGACGCACACAGCUACAGGACGGGUGAGCUUUACAGAGCCUAACAUACAGAACGUGCCCAAAGACUUCGAUAUUGCCAUGCCCACUGUGGUAGGAGAGAGCCCACCUUCACAAGAUGGCCGCUACAAGAACGACCGCGGGAAGAAGAGACGUUCUUUGGCCCCCUCUGCCCCUCGAGGCCCGACUUUUUCCGUCAGCAUGAGACACGCUUUUGUGCCGUUCUCAGGCGGAAUGAUAUUAGCGGUCGAUUACUCCCAACUGGAGUUAAGGGUGCUUGCUCAUCUGUCCAAAGACCAACGUCUGCUGCAGGUGCUGAAUGGAGGAGCUGACGUGUUUCGCUGUAUCGCUGCCGAAUGGAAAAGCGUCGAUCCAGACAAUGUCAACGAUCAACUCAGACAGCAAGCCAAACAGAUUUGCUAUGGCAUCAUUUACGGGAUGGGUGCCAAGUCUUUAGGAGAGCAAAUGGGUGUGGACGAGAAUGAUGCAGCUUGCUAUAUUGAAAGUUUCAAAGCCAGGUACAAAGGGAUCAACUGUUUUCUCAGAGAAACAGUGAAGAAGUGCGUCAAGGAUGGUUACGUUCAGACUUUGAUGGGACGUCGCAGAUACCUUCCAGGAAUCACCAACACUAAUCCCCACAUCAAAGCACAUGCGGAGCGUCAGGCUGUGAACACAACUGUGCAGGGCUCAGCCGCAGACAUUGUUAAACGCGCUACCAUCAACAUCCACAGACAACUGAGAAAAGCAUACCCGAAAGCUCCACUCUCUCACCAGCACACUACAGCCAGCUAUCCUCGGAGAGGUGCAUACCUGAGAGGAGCGUACUUUGUCCUCCAGCUCCAUGAUGAACUUGUCUAUGAAACUACAGAGGAGAAUCUCAUACAGGUGGCUCAGAUAGUAAAGAGGGAGAUGGAGACAGCAGUCAAACUUUCUGUGAAGCUAAAAGCCAAAGUAAAAGCAGGACCGAGCUGGGGAAAUUUGCAAGACUUGGAUAUUUGAUGUACUAUUUAACUAUUGUAUCAUAAUUACAAUAUUUUUAAUUGCAUCAUAAAGAAUGAAACAAUUGCAUUUUGAAAUGUAAAUGAAUUGAACACAUUUUACUCUUAUCAAUAUAUUUUUUAAACUCUUGCUAAGUAUCUUAACUGUAUU